Molecule: messenger RNA, 3505 nt
Organism: Saccostrea cuccullata (small rock oyster)
Lineage: Eukaryota; Metazoa; Mollusca; Bivalvia; Ostreida; Ostreidae
Product: alpha-tocopherol transfer protein-like
Exons: 8
Coding region: 85-1029 (314 amino acids)
Cellular component (GO): membrane
Molecular function (GO): phosphatidylinositol bisphosphate binding
Source: RefSeq, a predicted model, not a curated record
UUGUAAACAACAUCCGCUUUUGGUUUGUCGAGUUGUAACGAAAGCAGAACGUGAAAACUUCUUCGAAGCGGCUGUAAAGACAUAAUGGCAGAGGAAGGGAACAAUUCGGCUUCCACAGGCUACCAGUGUACACUGUCCCCAGACCUAAUACAGAAGGCAGAAAAGGAGCUAAACGAGAAGGCAGAAUGGAGGAACCGAGAUAUUCAGGCUCUCAGGGACAUGGUGAAUAAAAAUAAAGAGCUUCAAAUUCGAACAGACGAUGUUUUCUUGCUACGCUUUCUGAGAGCCAAGAAGUUUGACUAUGACAGAGCAUAUAAUCUUAUCCUCACACAUUUCCAAAUGAAGAAGGAAAAUCCAAAGUUGUUUGAAAAUCUGCGACCCUCAGCAGUCAAACAUGUUUUAGAGGCAGGAGUUACAGGGGUGCUGCCUCACCGAGACAAGGAGGGGAGACGUGUUAUUAUAUUUAGACCUGGUAAAUGGGAUCCAAGUCGAUGUCCUGUGGAUGAUGUAUUUCGGACAAACUUUUUGACAAUAUCAAAGAUUAUACAGGAUGAAGCAACCCAAGUGAAUGGAAUAAUCAUGGUUAUGGAUUUGAAUGGUGUUGGAUGGGGACAUGCUAAAAAUAUUUCUCCAUUUUAUGCAAAACGUGUCAUGUCUCUGCUGCAGGAUGCCUUUCCUGCAAGAUUCAAAGGAAUUCAUUACCUAAAUGAACCAGCAGUAUUUGAUUACAUAUUUGCAAUAGUGAAGCAGUUUAUGAAAGAAAAAACAGUCAAUCGACUUCAUUUCCACGGAAAAAAUGUACAAGAAUUGACAGAUUUUAUUGAUGCUGAAUACCUUCCUGAGGAGUAUGGUGGAAAAGCACCUCCAUAUUCAAAUAAGGACUGGAUGGAAGAACUCUUAAAAUGUGAUGCAGAAUUUGAUGAAGAGGCCAAAUACGGGUUCGUUUCGGGCUCUACGAUAAACCAGAAACCCGGACAAGAUGCCAUGGAGUGUGUAAUGGGAAGUUAUAGGAAACUCAGUGUUGAUUAAAGUUACCAUUCCACAUCCUAGGAUGUAAUCAGUGUGAUAUGCACAUACAGUUAUUUAUUUAUUUGAAGUUGUUGGGUGUGUAGAUUCUGUUUUAAUUACUGGGUUAAUUUUAUACAAUUGUUAAAAUGCAUCUAAAAUUUAUGUGUAAAUGUGUAAUUUAAUUUGCUGGACUAUAGUGAAUGGGGGUAGGUAUAUAAACAGUUGGGAGUGGGUGCAUUAUUUUCACUAUAAUUCACUUUGCAAGAAUUCUUUUCAUUUUUGCAUCCUUGAUUUGCUAUCAAUUUUGAUUGUCAAAUACUUUUUUGUUGAUUGUAAUUAAGAUUAAAUAGUUACCAGUUUUUAUGUCUUUUUUUCUUAUUUUUGAAAUAUUUUGUUUUUUUAUUCUAAUUGAAUUCUAUCAUUCAGUUUAUUUUUCCUAUCAUAAUACUUAAGCUAAAAUUACAUGUAAUCAGUCAAUACAUGUAUAUACAUUAAGAUUAUUGGAGACUUUCUUUCUUUCUAUUUUUGAUUGUUUUUGUUUUGUUUUGUUUGUUUCUUUGUAGAUCAGGCUGCUAUUAUACUGCAUGUGUACUUAAUUAAACAGGAUUCAUUUCAUUGUAGUCAUUGCAGCACAAAUUCAUGAUUAAUGCCAAAUUCGAAUCUAUACAAGUGCACUGUAAAUGUAUUCUUUUUGAAGAUUUUGACAAUCUUAAUUCUAAUUGUGAAAGUAUUUUAAAUUGUAUUGUAAACAGUCCAUGACUUUUAUUCUCUGAUAUUUAAAUUGCUGCAGUACUGUAUAUGCUUGUACAUUAUUCUGUGGAAAUCAGACAAGCAUCUAAAAAUCUGUUACCUGUAUUCAGAAUACUGUAGGAAUAGAAACUAGAAAAGAUUAACAUUUAUUAUUUUUUCCUUUCUUAUUUUGUUAUAGUUUUAUUGUAUAAGAUCUGUGAUAGAAAUUUUUGUAUAUUGGUGAAUUGUUUUCCAGCCAUAAUCAUGUACCGGUACAUUGUGUAUCUCAUCUUCAUUUUAAAAAUAAGCUUUUGAAACAUAUCCAUGUAUAAUGCAUAUUAUUUUUCUAUUCUUUUUUUAUUUAUUUUAAAAAAAUCCUAUAUGCAAUAUAGGCUGACAUACAGUUUAUUGAGGUUUUCAUUAUUUAUCAGUGUGAAACGUACCCCAAAAAUCUUAUAACAACCCCAUAGUAAUUUAUGGAUUCUUGAAAGAAGUCAUUACUUUGUUUAUGCGUAGAUUCUUAAAAUUAAUUUUCUAAAGGUCUCUCCCUGUAUUUAUAAAACAGAUUCAAAUGUUUUUCCUCAGCUUCCCAGAUAUUUCGACUACAUUUGCUUCCAUACGCCAUGUAGAUGUAUUGAUGAUUUGGGCGGUAGCUUGCAAAAAAAAUGGAGGGAAAAGAGGAAAAUACCUUCAUAGCAGACAUACAAAAAGUUGAUCCAUUCAGUGUUGAAACUCUUUUGGAAAUAAAGGUUCCAUAACAAGUGCAAGUUAUAAACUGGUUUUUCACAAUCUUACUUUUAUUUUGAAGAGGUAUGAAAACUUCUGAUUGUCACUUGAAAUCACUAAAAUUAAGGAACAAGAUUUUAAGAAAACAUUACUUUCAAUUACUGGCUUCUGAUCUCUAUGUUUGAUAAGAUUAUUUGCAUGUAUGAAAAUUUUAAACUUCAUGUAUGUAUAUUAUAUAUUAUAUGCAGGGCCGGCAUUUCCAGGGUUCAUUUAUUUUAUUUCCUAUGUAGCUUGUAAAACGAGUUUUGAUUGGUUACAAAGUCGAGUGUAAAUUUCCGUACACCCAACUUGAGCCAUGGGUUUAAAAAAAUGUGACGUCACAAUGCAUUACUUCUCUGUGAUAAAUAACAUGAUGUCACGAUGCACUGCAGGAUGUAGAAAAUCUUAAUGAUUGCUUGAAACACAGUUGAUUGGACUUGUGUACAAAAUAAAUUAUUUGGGUACAUAGGAAGUAAAUUCUUUAUCCAGGUUCAAUCAAGGGUGUACAGGGAUUUACUGGGAGCCAGACAAAAUGCCCCCUAAUAAAAACGUCCCGGUCAAAGCGUCCCCUGAUUUUAGUCAAAGCGCCCCCUGAUUUUGGUCAAAGCGCCCCCUAACAUAUUUUUAUAGAAAAUACCGCCCCCAAAUAUUGGUCAAAGCGUCCCCUGAUUUUAGUCAAAGCACGCCCUGAUUUUGGUCAAAGCGCCCCUUAAAGAAUUUUACGGUAUAAUGAUGUUACAAAACCGCCCCCAAAUAUUGGUCAAAGCGUCCCCUGAUUUUAGUCAAAAUGUCCCCUGAUUUUGGUCAAAGCGCCCCUUAUAGAAUUUUACAAUAAAAUGAUGUUACAAAACCGCCCCCAAAUAUUGGUCAAAGCGUCCCAUGAUUUUGGUCAAAGCGCCCCUAAUAUAUUUUUACAAACAUAUUACGGAAUAAAACUGUUUUGUAUUUAUAAUAUUAUCAUUGUGUGGCAGUUACUUGAAAAAUUUCUAUAAGGGGGUGCUUU